This is a messenger RNA of Diplodia corticola, 1353 nucleotides long. RefSeq names its product mitochondrial import inner membrane translocase subunit tim54. The record is from RefSeq and is a predicted model, not a curated record. The coding region runs from base 1 to 1353 and encodes 450 amino acids. NCBI's taxonomy places the organism in Eukaryota, Fungi, Ascomycota, Dothideomycetes, Botryosphaeriales, Botryosphaeriaceae. The transcript has a single exon.
AUGGCCGCGAGUCCGCCAACAACAGGCAUGCCCAACUUCCGCUUCAAGCUGCCCUCGCGCAACUGGAUCAUCUUCCUGACCGUCACGGGCUCGUGGACCGCGGCGCUGUGGUACGACCGGCGGCAGAAGAAGCGCAUCCAGCAAGACUACUGCGACGCCGUCGCCCACCUGGCCCGCGAGCCGCUCGCCACCAACGAGAUGCAGCGCCGCAUGACCGUCUACCUGGCCGGCCCGCCCGCCGACGGCCUCAUGGGCGCCCGCGAGCACUUCAUCGAGUACGUCAAGCCGAUCCUGGUCGCCGCGGCCAUGGACUGGGAGGCCGUCGAGGGCCGGAGGGAGGGCGACGUGCGCGCGCAGACGGCGGAGAAGGUGCGGCGGCUGAGGAAGGCGGGGGGCGAGGCGAGCGCGGCGCCCGAAGAAGAGGACGAGGAUACGGAGAGCGUGGUGUUGAACGCGAGGGCGCGGGUGGGGGUGAAGGAGUGGCAGGGCGUGCAGGGCGAUAUCGUCAUCGGCAGGAACACAUGGAAGGAGUACGUGCGUGGCCUGCACGAGGGCUGGCUGGGACCUCUGGACCCGCCGCCGCCGCCGUCGCCGUCGCCACUGCCGCCUGCUGCCCAGGACGGAAUCCCCCCUGCAGCUCUGGACGACGCCUCGCCGUCCGCACAGCAGCAGCAGACGCCGUCGUCCGAGGAGGAGCAGCAGCAGCAGCAGCAGCAGCAGCAGAAGCAGAAGCCAGCAGCAGAGGAGCACCAAAAGACCGAAGAAGAGCGGCAAAAGGAGGAAGAAGAGGAAAAGAAGAAGAAGAAGCGCGCCCAGCCCCCUCCCUACAACUCGCCCACCGACUACGCCUCGGCCGCCCUCUCCCCCAACUGCCCGCCCCAGCUCGCCCCCUCGGCGCCCAUCCCCUACCCGCACAUCCUCGGCUUCCUCAACACCCCCCUCCGCAUGUGGCGCUUCCUCAACCGCCGCGCCCUCGCCGACGAGAUCGGCGCCCAGGUCGCCGCCGCCGUGCUCGCCGCCCACCGGCCGUACGGCGGCGCUCCCCCCGAGACCGAGUUCGCCGAGGAGCGCGUCGCGCCUGUCGGCGAGGUGGACGGUGAUGAGCGGUGGGAGCAGCAGCGCGUGCUGAAGGGAGAGGAGAAGGAGUGGCACAAGAGCGUGAGGAAGGAGGCGGCGAAGAAGAAGGAGGAGGAGGGCAAGGAGAGCGUCUGGUGCGAUGAGCUGGUCGUCGAUCCGCGGAUCGCCGGCAGGAUGAGGCGGUUCGUCUUGAGCGAGGCCGAGAAGGCGAGAGUGAAGAGGAUCAACAAUGGUGUGGAGGGCGUGCUGGGGCAGGAUAAGGGGGACGAGGAGUAA